Messenger RNA from Purpureocillium takamizusanense, 4428 nucleotides. RefSeq lists its product as uncharacterized. The record is from RefSeq and is a predicted model, not a curated record. The transcript has 6 exons. Lineage: Eukaryota; Fungi; Ascomycota; Sordariomycetes; Hypocreales; Ophiocordycipitaceae. Bases 2026 to 3873 code for a protein of 615 amino acids.
CAGCAGACGUACGUACUGUAGGUACGGCCGGACCGUGGAUCGCGAAGCACCCGGCCCAGGCAAGGUCUGAUGAGGCCGACGCUUGUCCCCCACGUCCGAAACUCUUCUCUCCUCCAGCUCCCUCGCCGGCGGCUGCGCGGGCAGGCAGGGCUCGGAUCCCAGCAGGGGUGUGUGUUCGGGUGCAAACCCCGGCCACCACCAUCCGCGAAGCGCCCCAUUGGCGGCCCAUUUUGCUGAUCACAAACCCCUGUACACCCUCUUGCGACCUGCAACUAAAUGCUAGUGAUUGUGGCUACGGAUGGGGACUUGAGCUGGACAGUCUGUCGGGUGCGCCUUUGCGUCUGACGAUCCCCAACCCGCAACAGCGCACAAGGCCAGUGCCGUCCUGCUGCACAGCACCGCAUCAUCGAAUGUAGGUAUUCCCGCUGUUGGACGGCCCUGUUGGGCGGUGCUGCGGCCGCACGAGAGCGUACACAGACACACACACACACACACACACACACACAUACGGACAGGGCAGCAGUACGUUUGUCAGUACUUCUGCACGCCCUCAGACCUGCACUUACACGAACCCUCUCCUUCUCUCCGCCUUCUCUUUCCCCCUCGUCGUCCACGUCUGCAGACAUCGACUUGAUUCGCCUCGAGCAUCGCCUUCGCCCUCGUCGUCGUCACUCACGGAGCUCGCUGGACUCGCCGCUGCCGACAACCCCGUGCUGUCAGUGUGAUCCUCGAGAGGGAGCAACCCGUCGUCACGCUCGGCCGAAGGCCGCCGCGAGUAGGACGGCGAGAAGAGAGACACCCACCAAGUCCCGUGCGGGGGCUGGUCUCAUUGACUGCACUGGCCAGAUCAGACGGAUUGAUUGAUUCAACCAACCCGUUCCGACCUUCUGGCGCGCGAGCCUAGUCGUCCCGGGCAGGCGUGUUCCGCUCGGCCAUUUGAGGCCCUCAUCGCCCCGUCCGUCCCUACGAUUCCAAGGCUCGUCUACUUCAUCGCCUCAAGGCCGGCUGCCGCCACAAUCAUAGCAGAGCGAGCAUCACAUUGUCUGGUUGCUCAUAUCUCGACGCCUCAGCACAUACCUACCGCCUGCACUUGUAAUCCUGUCUAUCCCACGCCACCACUCGUGCCUUGCUGCCCCCGCACCCGCUUCCUGCCUCUCAACGCGACGGACAUCUUCCACAACGAGGUCCAGGCCGCUGCACUGCGCUUCUCGUUCCGCUACAACUGUAAGAGAGACUCUACGUCUCCGUCUCGGCCCCGUGCGAGCGGGAUAACAACGGGGAAAGCCCUCGUCUCGCGCAACGGACCGUGACUCGACGCCACGACUGACACGCGCAUCGCCGCACCGCAGCAGAAGCGCAACAAGCCACUGACCGAACGGCAAGGGCACUCAGCCCUGGAAGCCCUGGAUACGGAACGUCGCACGCUCCCCAAUUGUACACCAACCACGAGGGCCUGUAUCUACGGCUCCUUCAAGCUCACCUGUGUAGACAGUUAUCGGCACUGACAGUGUGGCCGAUAACGAGCUGCCCACCCUCCCGCCACGUCGUUGCCCUUUCAAGGACUUUUUUAAGGAUCGCGAAUCUGGUUCUGCUAGUAUCCCUUCCAGGUCUAGGCCCCCAAGAAUCCAUUGACAUCUCGCCAGCGUUACACAGCGUCUGAUCUCGAGCACGGAAGCCUGGUCGGGUCAAAGCAUACCCUCGCACAACGCCCACCGGCCCUGUCCGCCACGACUAUUCGACCCACGCAUGGCACGGCAUGCAAUAGGCUCCCAUCUCCCGAGCACCCCAACCGUCUCACGCAGGCAGGACAGCAACUCAGUCGCCAUUGACCUGGAGAUACUGCAUUCAUCCUUCCGUUUGGCAGCCCAUCCCACGAAACCUGUCGUGCCGCUCAGGUCUGCCUUAUAUCAACACCAGACGGAGCCCUUUUAGUUGCGACUUGGCACUGAUUCGAUCUUCUCCGAAAGGUUUGGCCCGGUUUACCAGCCUCACUGCUUGGCAUCUGCUUCCUGAGCACGGCAAGCCAUGGUGCGAGACUGGCCGAGGGAUUCAUUCCCCCGGCAGCAGUCGUUCCAGCAGCAAUGCUACCCUCCAGCUGGGCGCCCAUCCUUUCAACAUGAGCGAUACGGUCAAGAUGCUGUGCCUCGGCAGGACGCAUUCCAGCAGGAGCGAUACCAGAUGGAUGGGAGUGAGGGCGCCCGCUUCCAGGAUCAGUAUGAUUUACACCGCAGAGCUCCUCCGAUGAUCGACGAGGCUCUACGGUCGCAUUGCGGCAUCGCCGCCAAACAGUACUUUGUCGCUGCCAUCAACGAUGAUGGCCUCCCCAUCACAUUCUUCAGCCCCGGACAGAAGCUCCACGACAGUGCCAUUCGGCAAUUCUUCGACGCGAACAAGUUCCAGCAGGUCAUGCGGAGGAUUGAGUCGGGUGCCGAUCCCAUGCUGGAGGACGGAUUCGGCUUCGAAGAAUCCAUGUACGGGCGCUCGGACAGCUUUGGCAAACUGCGGGCGAUGGACCGGCGGCGCGGCUCCGUCUUUGAUGACUGGGGCAGCCCCGCGCGACAAGGCCGGAAGCGGCCCCGAGCUCGUCAUGCCGCCAACGAUGACGACGUCCCGAUGACAGUCUCGUCGCGAAGAGGCAUCAAGGUUGGGGACUCGGAUGCAGUAUGGAACUUCUACGAACAACGGUUCAAGAACUGCCAGCAGACGGCUUGCAAGCUCAUCGCCAAGGCAUGGGUGAAAGCAGUAGAGCCGAAGAAGCAGUCAACCCAUCCUUAUACUGGGAGUGAUGAAAAGGCUCCGGACUGGUGGCCGAAACCGUGGGGGCCCACAAAGGACGACAAGGUCAGGCAUAAGGAGCCUGAUCAUCUGUACAAACGAGAACGCGUGCAUCUUCUUGCGCACAUCCUACGUCUCGUCGUGGAGCCGAAUGGGAAGCAGCAUCCAGACAUCCAGAAGCUCUGUCUCAAUGUCAAGAAAUUGGAGGAGACGACUAACGAGGCCCUGUCGGCCUUUUUCUUGGAUAACGACGCCAACGCCAAGAAGCGACCGUACCUGAACGAGAUUUUCAAAAUGGCACGCCAGGAGGAGCGCUUCAAGAACGGCGAGAUUGAUGACUCAACCGAGGUCUACGUCAUGGCGGAAGACAAAGUACCAGAAAGCUACCCUUCGGAUAACGACGACGGGCCCUUCAACAUUAAGGAAGAGGACGAGCACGAGGCGCAGCGCUCCAAGGGGGCGGCGGUGGUGCACCCCAUGGCGCACACACCAACGACGACGGCGACCAACGGACACGGUCUCCAUGGCGGCCCGAGCCCUUUCAUGGGCGAACUCCCAGUUAGAGGCACGCCCUUUCACCCACCCAUGAUCCAGACAGACCUGGCACCGCAACAGCACUCCUUCGUCGAGGGCAACGGGCUGCCAGUAAGCGACCAGAGCACAGUCAGCACCGGGAGCGGUGGCCUCACGAUGGACCUGGUGGCCAGCCCACACGACGGGAACAGGCGACCCUCGGUCUUCAGCGACUAUACCAGCCCGGGGGGCGGGGCAAUGUACCACCAGCCGUGGCAGCAAGGGUCAGCCGGGCCCAACUCGUCGUCCAUGUACGCGUACACGACGCAGCAGACAACGCCCCAGCAGCCGGCUUUUGUCAGCCAGGCGGUAACACUGAACGCUGGGCAGCCCUUUUUGACAAGCUCAUUUGAGAGCUCCCCGCGGCCCGAAUAUGAUGCCAACGGCAACGCCAUUUUCCGAGGUGGCGACAUGACUGCGGCGCCGGUCAGCCAGCAGCCGGGGUACUACGUGCCGAGUGACGGGCGCGGGAGCUUGAGGGUCCUGACUCAGGUUGUGGACGCGGUGCCGAGAAACGCGGUAUAAUAGAGGUGACAAGACGGGUUGGGAACUGUGUUUGGCCGGUCUCUACGGCAAGCGACUGUCUGUCGUUUGUUGUUGUUGCUGCUGCUGCUGCUGCUGUUGUUGUUGUUGAUGUCAUUGGGCCCUGGUCUGAUGCCCAUUCUUUGCUACUGUCACAGAGCCCCUUCAGUUGGCGUGCGCGAUACCCCUACGACAACAUAGAUCUCGCUCGGCGGGUGUCCCUUGGAUGGUCCCUUUGGAUGUUUCGGUUUGCCGCCUGACCAUUGGAUCGGUGCGUGAGCUGCAGAGCACGAAUUUCCGGCAGAGCGUGCAUGUUGUGUUUUUCCUGUUUUUUUUUCUCCCUCUCUCUUUCAAUCCACGGCCUGCGUGCGUGUUGUCUGGGUCAAACGGAAAUGUGCGUGUCCCCCUGUCGAGGGGCGUACAGGAUGAGCAUGUAUACCCGAGCGUCGAAUAUGGUAAGCAUCAUGGGCUUUUGAGGCCUUUUUUUUCUUCUCUUUCCUUUAAUUGCGAGACAAAAUACAUAUGGGACGCAACAUAGUUCGCGUGUACGAGUUUACG